This is a messenger RNA of Penicillium olsonii, 622 nucleotides long. Lineage: Eukaryota; Fungi; Ascomycota; Eurotiomycetes; Eurotiales; Aspergillaceae. The record is from the annotation of a GenBank genome assembly.
CCGACUCGGCCUUGUCGUCGCUCCCAGCCAAGUCCGUCUACAGCCAUCCGCCGGGGAUGGAUACGCUUGGUCGGUCACGGAAUCCAAAAAGAGUUUACUGCAGUCGAACUUGGGCAGUGGAAGUGUCGGUUUGUAUCGGUCUAUUUGUGAAGAAUUGGGCCGGUCGCUCGAGGCGGUCACUCCGCAGACGCUGCGGGUUGCCCAUUCCGAACGGGAUCACCUGGCAAAAGAAAAGACGCUGUCGGCCCAGAGCGACGAAAGAGAAAGUGGUUCAUUCACGGCAAAAAUCCGCGAAUUGGAAUUCGCCAACCGUGAAUUAAGCGGCGAGCUUGACCGCACCCGCAUGCAUGUGGAGGACUCCCUCAGCGAAAAGAACAAGAUGCAGGUAGAAAUACUUCGGCUCCAGGACGAACUUGGCGGUGUGUCCUCUCGAGCCAGUCACUUGGAAAACGAGUUGGAUCGUGUCACCAGGGGAAUAAGGGAGGCAAUGCACGUGUUGCAGGUCCAUCAGAUUCAGGGGGGAAGCGCGUCAGAGCAUGAAACGAGACCAGAUGAGUCUGUUGAAAGCGUGGAUGGCGUGCUGCUGGAAACACCGACGGUCUCAAUGCGCGUCGCGUCUUGA